Messenger RNA from Metarhizium robertsii ARSEF 23, 471 nucleotides. RefSeq lists its product as uncharacterized. Lineage: Eukaryota; Fungi; Ascomycota; Sordariomycetes; Hypocreales; Clavicipitaceae. Bases 1 to 471 code for a protein of 156 amino acids. The record is from RefSeq and is a predicted model, not a curated record. The transcript has a single exon.
AUGUGGAAGAAGCUCCGAUGGUCUAAGUCAGGCCGUCGAGGCCAUGGCCAAGGCCAUGAUGAUACAUUUGAAAGUUGUUCCUACCAGGGCAUUCGAUUUGAUUCUGAUCGACCACCACCUUCAACCUCAGAUGAUUUGACCGUCCAGUCACUAGGCGGUACAACCGCGGCGUCAAACAGAAGCCCCGAAGUCCUCCAGGCAAGGAAAGCUCAAACUAUAAUGAAGCGGCAAAUGCACGACAUGACAGCAGUCCAGCUGAAGCAAGAGAUUGAACGGGUGGUGCGGGAGAACGGUGCCCUGCUCAGCGAAAUUGACUACUUACAGCGUCGAUUAGCUUAUCUCGAACCCUUGCUGCCAAAAAUCUACUUUCUUGGGAACAUGCUUAGAUCUGUCGCGGGCGAUGCCGAGCAACCUGGCAGGGAGAUGUCCGCUACGACUCCACAGCACACCCCAGGGAGCCCAGGGCCGUAG